UGGAAGUGUCCAGAGCCAGGCUGGACAGAGCUUGGAACAGCCUGGGACAAUGGGAGCUGUCCCUGCCCAUGGCAGGCGAGAGGGCACUGGAUGGGCUUUAAGGUCCCUUCCAGCCCAAACCAGUUUGGGAUUCUAUGAAUUUCCAAUUCCUAGCUCAGAGGGCACACCCAAACAGCUUUGUGAGGAACGCUAACAGAACAGUCCCAGGAAUACAAGAAGAGGCUUCACAGGGAUUUUGAAGUUGUGUAUCAUUCUUCUGUUCCUCUUGCCCAGAGUCAGGACAGCCUGAACCACAGCUCAGCACAAGGAGGAGCUCACGGGAGUAUCCCCAGGAUCUUCUGGGAUGUUUAGCUUGUGGCACAUGAGGAUUUUACUAGGAAUGACACAACUGUUCUUUUAUAUCUAUUUCCUGCUAUAAACAAUUCCAUAUAAAGCAUUUCAUAGAAACACAUUUUGUUAUGCAAACACACUAAAAGAGGGAAAACAGUGUGAGUACAUAAACUUACUGCAAAUGAUUAAUGAGGCAGUAAUUAGCCAGAGGAGCAUUAAUGGGCUGUGAGCAAUUCAGAUAAGCACAAUGCACAUGCCAGCCUGGGAGCAUCACUCGUGACACCAGAGACAAAGCGGAGCCGGAAUCAGGGCUUGGCUGAAAACUUUGUCAGUGGAGGACAAGAAAAAGCCAUUUUUCCAGCACAAAAGACAGACAAGUCACCCCCACCCACUGGUAGAACACAGGGCAGAUAGACAUGGAGCAUAAAUUUAUCCCAACUAGUUCUACACUUUUUAUAUUGGGAGUGUAGUUGUCCCUCUUGGUGUCUGUUCCAACUUCCAACAUCUGCAAGGUGUUUUUAUAAUCUUCUAGUAAUUAUAAAUCAGGAGAUUUUAAGACAUUUCCAUUUUGGACGUGGGAACUGACAGCAAAUUUGAAGCUUCUAAACUAUUGUAAUAGUGAUAAAAUGAGUCUUGCAGUUCACCAGCCUACUUCCAGACAUUCCUGCACUUUGAUACCAGCUUCUGCAACUGAGAGAUACUCGGGCUCCUAAAAUUUGGGGUCAUCCAAAAGUCCAUCAAGCACCACAACAUGCCACAUCAGCAGAAACACAGCAGUGCUCAGGCACUUUGACGAAGUUUGCUUACGACAAACCUUCUAUUUCUCAGCAAAUAAGAACAAGUUCUUCUCACCUCAUCCCCCUCCAGCGAGUUCAUGAGAUUAGAGCCUUCCUGAACUCCUUGCCCUCCUCAUCUGCAGUUGUUUCAUUUCUUUCUGCUGCUCCUCUCUGGGAGGGAGGGGGCACAGGCAGUGUGAGCAUUCAGGUGCACUUGAGGCUACCAGUGUGGUACUGUGUGUCUUCUGCUGGUAACACUGACCUCACCUGGCUUUUUGGGAUUAGUGAUCCUUCUCUUCUUUCUUUCAUUCCUUCCUUCCAUGGGAUUCUUGCUAAGAAACCAUCUGUAUUUUAUUGCUCAAAUAAAAAUGCAGAAAGAAAUUAGAGACCGAGGGAUUUUGUUCAGGCAUUUUUUUCAGUUGAAAUGAAUAUUCACAAAGUCAGUCAAGGAAGGGCAUUCCCAAGUGCACAAGGUUGUUUGGUGAACACCACAGGAAAGAAGAUGGUCCCACCAUUUAGGAGACUGGUCUUGCUUUUAGUUUUCUAAUCUCUUUCAUGGAGUCUGAGAGACCCUGUGUGGGCCUCAGUCAUGCUUUAGCUUGUACUGGAAACCUUUUGAUGACUAAAACAAACAGGACAAAAGAGUUAUCCUAGGCUGAAAAAAGAGGUACCCUAGGAUAAAAGAGCUAAUAACAAUUGGACAUUCAACAGUCAAAUUAAUUAUUUCAAUCUCAUUCUUCACUUGGUGUUGUCAGAUAAUAAGUGUUUCUAAACCAAGAGCAAACAUCCUACCCAGAGAGCCCAAAACUGGUGAUACAUAUGCUUUAAUCAAAGCACUGCAUUCAACACACCAAUGUCAGAAACAGGUAAUUCCCCCAAGCCUGUCACUGUCUAGCAGAGCACUGUUUGGAGAACAAUGAGAUUGCUUUCAUCUAAGAGUGUUCUAAUUUAAUAAUAAAUAAAUAAUGGUAGUGUCUGGCUGUCACAGUGGUCUGCUAAUGCCAUGGAGUCUGCUUCCGGGCAGGAAUUGCCCACUGAUAUUAUCAGUCAUUGUAAACUGUCUUGGCUGGGAAGUCAAUCAUUAACUCUGGUCCCCAUGUCAUAAAAACAUCAUAUUGUAAGAGCAUGACUCGCUUAAGGCUCUCACUAAUCAAUCAGGCAUACAGCAGGAAUACAGCAACACAUAAAAGGAGCCAGAGGCUCGGGAAAUCCUUCAGCUAAGGGGAGACAAGCUGCACCGAGGUUUAUCUCCAUGGAGAAAUCCACUGACAAGCCAAACAAGGAAAACAGAUCGUCAGCUCCUGGAGCACUGCAGGCUGAGGCAGACAGUCCAGCGCCCGUGGCAGGAGGUGCUGCAGAAAUGAGCAGAGCAGGAUCCGUAACACAAAACUCAAAACAUGAGAAGAGAGUGGGAUUCACUGAAGAGUGUACUGAAGAAAUGGAGAGACCUUCAGGAACAGAGAGAGACAGUCCUGCUGCCUUUAAACCAGCAGUUUUGGAGCGAGACUCUCCAAACUCAAGGCCGCUCGCUGUGCUAACGGACACAAACUCUCCCGAAAUGAGCACGUUGGAACUGAACCACCAGUGCUCAGACACAGCCACCCUGGACUUGGACUGCAUGAUCUGCUUCAACAAGUACAGCAUCUACAGAGUCCCAAAGCUCCUGGACUGCCAGCACACCUUCUGCGCUGUCUGCCUCAAGCUGAUCCUCAGGAAAGAGGAGAGCACCUGGACAAUCACCUGCCCUCUCUGCAGAAAGCCCACCUUUGUGUCAGGAGGGCUCAUCCGCACACUCCAGAAUAAAGAAGACGUCCUGGAGCGCUUGGAGAACCUUGGUUCAAACCCUGAGGUGUACGUCUGUGCCAUGGGGCUGGAUGGCAACAGCUGGACUCAGAGCAGCCCAGACAUCUUGAACACAGAGGAAAGCAGCACAGCACACAGCAGCCUGGCUGUGCAGAGACUCCUGCUGCUCCUGCUGCUGGGGGUGAUCCUCGCCAUGCUCAUCCUCCCCUUCAUGUACUCAGGGAGGGUGAAAUGGGUAAUCUGUCUCCUGCUUACUUUGGGGUUGCUCAUGUCUAUGGUGCUUUGCUGCACUCCUAAAUUCCACUGCAGGUGCAAGAAGGACUCCCCUGCCUCCUGUGACAAGGAGAUCCACGUUGUUACUGUUGCCUGAAACAAUUAACCUACCUGUUCCAGAGAUCAGGGACUGGGCCAAGGUGCAUGCUGGGCACACCAGUGAGUUUUGGACUUAAAAACAAUCUCUCGGAGAAUAAAUUCAACAGUUGGCUGAGCUGGCUCAAUGCCAAUGCACACUGUUGUUAAAUCUCAUUACUGCAAACAAAAUUAACUAUUUAUAUGUUGAUAUUUA
Molecule: messenger RNA, 3474 nt
Organism: Passer montanus (Eurasian tree sparrow)
Lineage: Eukaryota; Metazoa; Chordata; Aves; Passeriformes; Passeridae
Gene: RNF186
Product: ring finger protein 186
Exons: 2
Coding region: 2359-3279 (306 amino acids)
Biological process (GO): protein ubiquitination
Molecular function (GO): ubiquitin protein ligase activity
Source: RefSeq, a predicted model, not a curated record